AUGAAUGUCCGUUCCAUUGCCACCGCGGCAAGACUUGCCGACUUCGAAGCCGCGGUCGAGAAUGUCAAGUUCGAUGUCAUUGGAGUCUCGGAGACACGAAUGGCUGGCAAAGGAAGAAUAGACCUCUCAAGUGGGUACUCUUUAUAUCAUAGUGGUACUGAGGAACGAACCAAAAGAGGUGUAGGAUUUUAUGUACCGUCAUCGUUGAAUCAACACAGCGAUUGUUUCUUUCAUUCUGAACGAAUGAUUGAGCUUUGCAUAAAACUAGCCGAUAGGAGCACUCUCCGUAUAAUACAAGUUCACGCGCCCCAUUCAGAUUUUCAAGAUGUGGAAUACGAGGCGUUCUUAGACAAUCUUGCUCAUGUUCUCGAUGCCAGGAGAAGUAAGCACCAAGUGAUUCUGGGCGAUUUCAACGCAACUCCUGGUUUACGCCGUAAUGAAGAGCGAUACAUUGGUAACAAUUCCUCAGGAGCUCGAAAUCACCGUGGACAAAUGUUGGCCGACUUUUGUGAGGAAAGAAAGCUAUUUCUUGCUAACUCGUUCUUCAAAAAGAGACUUGACGAUCGGUGGACAUGGCGAAAUGAUGCCUUGGGACUGAAGAAAGAGAUUGAUUAUGUAUUGUUGAGAAGUAUGAAGGGCGUUGUCGAUGUAGGAGUGCUCACUAGUGUUAACACGGGGAGUGAUCACCGCAUGUUAAGAUGUAAAAUGCGUCUGAAUCCGAUCUCACAACCAGUAAGAAGACCAAGAGGAUUCCCCGUUAUCGACAGCGACUUAUUGUGUUCAACCGCUCAAUGUUUACUACAUGAAAAUAUGAUGACUGGCGAUACAAUCAAAGAUUAUGAUACCAUUACUCGCGUCAUAACAACAGCUACUCAGAUGUCCACAAGGUAUGAAUAUCUCCCACCACGUCUAUACAAAGGACGGGUGCUCCCCAGAGACGACAACGGGAAGAACCGUUUGACAGCCACAAUUGAGGAAAAGUCAAUUCUACCACCGGAGCAGGCUGGUUUCCGCAAGCACUUCUCGACCAUAGAUCAUAUUCACACUAUUAAUAUGAUUACCGAGAAAUGUCACGAGUUCAAUAUAGAGCUAUGUGCCGUUUUCGUCGAUUUUAAGAAGGCCUUCGAUAGCGUGGAACUUCCAAUGAUAUGGAAAGCGUUGGAGUAUUUUGGUGUGAGGAGAACUUGA
Molecule: messenger RNA, 1188 nt
Organism: Cooperia oncophora
Lineage: Eukaryota; Metazoa; Nematoda; Chromadorea; Rhabditida; Trichostrongylidae
Source: the annotation of a GenBank genome assembly